Molecule: messenger RNA, 4470 nt
Organism: Trichoderma asperellum CBS 433.97
Lineage: Eukaryota; Fungi; Ascomycota; Sordariomycetes; Hypocreales; Hypocreaceae
Source: RefSeq, a predicted model, not a curated record
AUGCAACCCCAGGACAUCCGCCUUCGGCUGGUGAUCCGCCGUCACGGGCUGCCCGAGAUCAAGCUUGUCUGGCCCUGUUCCUGCGCCGAGGACGUCACCAUCGCAAAGGUUUUGGAGCAGGUUAACGAGGUCAUUCCCCUCGAGAGCGGCGAAUGGGGCCUUGAAGACUACGCCGUGGAGCUUGAGGAUGGGAAAGGCGGCAGCUUCGAGUGUCUGCACUUCCAGCAGGUUGGCCGGAUUCUGAAAGACGAAGACCAGGUCAUUAUUCGAUCUCUCCUCACCGGCGAUUUGAAGCGACGGCGACUCAGCGGACGACACCAGAUCUCCGACGAUGGGAGGCACUUAAUAGAUGGCCUCGCCUUUGGCAGAUCUUGGAUAAGAACUCCUCGCGACCGCCCUCACAUCGACCUGCCGCCACGAAAACGUGUUCGUUUCAGCAACGAGGUUGAAGAUGAUGAUGAAGAGCAGGAGCAACUUCUGCUCGAAGCAUUGCCUUUUUCUCAGAACGGAAAUGUCAAGAACGUGCGAAUUGUAGACCAUUACGAAGACGACGACGAAGACGACGACGACUACGAUUUCCAAGAGUAUCAAGAAUACCCUGGUGGCUCUACUUCAACAUCUGAUACCUCUCCGAAUAGAAGGAUACAUGUGGGCGAGCACAAGGACGAUAGUGACAUGGACGAUGAUGCUGAUGAAGAGGAUGAUGACGACGAAGAUCUUGAAGCGGAACUGCGCCUUCUAAGACAAGAUGCCACCGCUAGGGCUACUGAUACCUACAUACCGCAUUCUAAUGAAGAAGAAGGUAUUGAGAUAGGAAAUGAAGAAGAAGAAGAUAGUACGGCAGACGAGCUUCCUAGCUCCAACUCUUCUGGCAAGGAUUCAAUAGCUUCUCAGAGCUAUAGUCACCUACACAUGGACAGCCUUGUCGUGGUGUUUCGAUCGGCAUUUCCAAAAUUAUCGGAUGAAGAUAUUAAAUCGGCUCUUGCCCAGACGAACAAGAAUAUGAGAAAAGCCUAUUUAUCACUAUCAAUGCUUCAAGAACCUUGUCAAACUUUUCAUCAAAUGAUGGAUGACGUUCCUUUCCUUCUUGUUCAGGAAUCUUUUCUACGCGCCAAGGAGAACACCAACGUCCUCAAUGGAAUUGAAGCCACCAAUGGAUUACUCAUUGAAAGUCAGGAGAAAGUAAAGGGACGACCGAAGCCGCUCAUUCAAGAAGUCGAAGACUCUGAAGAAACCGAAGUUUCCGAGAAUCCUAAAGUAUCUCAGUUGAAUGGUGGUGUUUCAAUCUCUCUCGCGAGAUCAAAUCAAAUCCAAGAUUUGAGCAGCGACGAAACUUCUGAGUCUGACUUUGAAGAGUCGGAAUCAGAUUCAGAAGAGGAUACAUCUUCAGAAGAAGAGAGCGGAUCGGACUCUGAGAGCGACUCUAGCGAUGCCUCUGGGAAUAACAGCUCCUCCGGCGAGGAAGGAGACAGAGGCCGUGUUAGCAAUUUACCUACAGCAACCACGGCUCCUAAGAAAUUCAAAGAUGCCUCGUCAGGGGAAAGCUCUUCUAGCGAGGGCAGCGACGAGUCAAGCGAUUCGGAUUCAGCAGAAGAGUCGGACUCGGAUUCAGACUCUGAAUCCGAGUCUGAAUCCGAAUCUGAAUCUGAGUCUGAAGUAGAAGAAGUAUCAUCGAAAAAGCCAGUAAAGCUAACACAUCCUGCACAUUCAACGAACAAAAAACAGAACAUCACAGUUGCACUUGCCACUCAAGCUCAAGCAACUAAUCAACCACGGCCAGUUGGUUUGACGCGAACACAAAAGCGCAAUGCGAGGAGGAAACGUAAUAAGGCCUUCAAAGAACUAGGCCUUGAGCAGUCUCAGUCAGCAAACAGCGACGAGGAUGGUGCCACGAAAGACGACUUUCUGGCACGAAAAGAGGCACUCCUAGCUGCCAUCCUUAAUGAAUCUCACGAAGGUGGCGGAACAAACGGUGAGGCAGAAAUGGAAGCUGCUCCUCUGCUAGAUCAGAUGCUUGAAGACCAGCCGCAGGAAAUGGAGACAGAUAUCAAUAAGGUAGCCGAAGCCGAAACAUCUGAACCGAAAGAUACGCCGGGAAAACGCUCAACCCGUGUUGACCUGGGCGCAGGUCGCCGGCUUGUAUUUGGCGCUCUGGGCUUGAAAGCCCCGUCAACCAAAGCUGAUGAGCAAAAAAUUCGUGACAACCUCAUGAAAGACGUGCGACCGCUAGUCAAUCCACGCACUCUGCGAGAUGGCGAUGGUAAUAACGCCAGCGAGGCCCCAUUAAUGGAUGAAGAAGAUCCUGAUGCUUGGAGAGAGAAAAUUGUCUACAAGGCUGUGGAAUGCUGCCAUGAGGACAUGGUACUUAGCGAGCCCCCAUUCCCUUUUGUCCAACGCUGGGAUCCCCAGCAAAAGUAUCACACUAUGCGAAAGCGAAAGCGCGCGUCGGAGAACUACCAAGCCGAUACCUCGUAUGACGACUCUGCGUACUAUUAUGCUGAUGAGCCCGAGGAAGACUAUUACGCUAGAGAUGCCGGAGAAAAAAGCAAAAAGAAGAAACAGAGAAAGUCUGCGAACCUGCAGAGUGGCAAUGUGGAACAAGAUGAGCAAGAUGUAAUUCUCAAUUACGAUGAAGCGCCCAUAAAGAGCAGCCAGUUUACGGACAUGGAUGAUCUGCCAUCCUUGCCCAAAGAUAUCAAAGCGCUGCCGUUGGUAACGCCUGAAUCAGCCCAGCCUGGGAUGGUCAUUACUUGGAAUCAGCUCCUCAUGUCAAAAGCUACGAAAUGGCAGCCAGAAUUGUUACCGAUUACGGGCCUAAUUAUUCCUGGAGGCGGAAACGGUAGCGUCCACGUCACGUUGGCCAGACGAGACCGCGAGAAUAACGAGAAGGUAUAUGACGAAAUUACCGGAAAGCGAAUCUACGACAAAUUUGAGGCUCCAGACCUAGAUGAAGUGAGCGGAGAAGAGGACGAGGAAGAAGAGGACAACGGCUUCAGAUCAUUGCAGUGGACGGAGAUGCUUGAGCCUCGCAUUCUGCAGCAAGCUCCUGUGACCAACAACAACACGGAAGCGGCGGCGGCGGCUACAGAGGGCGAGAUGCCAUCAGGGCAUGACCAGGUAAGCGAACUCCAACCAGAGGCGGAUGCUUUAGAGAGCCAACCCAGUACGGGUCAAGUGCGGGCAGCUGUUGAAAAUGAUUUGAUGCACGACUCUUUUGGCACAAUACAGUCCGGUCAGCGAUUGCCAAGACUGGAUCUAUCCAUGUCUGAAGUGCAAAUUAGCACUGCCAGCAAUAGCUUCGAGUUUAUGGGACAGUUGAACAGCAACAAUCUGGCAAAAAUAGGAGACGCUCAACUGGAUCACGCAUUGACAGCUGCAGCCAAUCCCCCAAAUGCACACUCUGCAAAGUCAAAUUUUUUGGUAGAGCGAGAAGACGAAGCAGCUGCUGACCAUGAGGCAGAACUAGCAUAUAGCCUAGCGAAUGCCGUGGCAGAAGGAGUCUCGAGUUCUCACACGCCUAUGCCGAAGAUGGCGGAGCCGUCUGAAGACCAAGGAGGAGAGGAUGAAGGACAGCAGACGCGACGAGAAGAAGGGCAGGGAGAAGAGCAGACAUCAGCGCAUAGUGGCAGCGCGAUCCACUCCGACGCAGUCAUUGCCGUAUCGCAGUUUAGUAUCCCGAGUGGGCGGCAACCGCGGACGGCAUUUUCCAUGGAGAACGGUGCACAUCACGACACAUUGAUCCCCGAAACAUUGCUACAUCUACGCGAGAGCACACCACAGCCAAACAACUCGAAAUCGCAGGCGUCAAGUUCCAGCAGAAGCAGCCCGUUUCCGUCGCUGGAGGAGAUAUUCCUGUCUGCUCAACCCACUCAAAAUUCCGGCAGGAAGAUGGAUACCCCUUCUUUGUCAACGAGCCAGGUCGUGCCUGCACGGGAUAUGGAAUACGAAGAAGCUAUGCGCAAGCUUGAUGAGGGGCACGAGUCAGAUGCCUCUCCCGAGGAGAAGCAAGAAGAACAAGAGGAAGUAGACAGCAAGGUGUUUCCCAACGCAACGCAGCCAUCGCUUCGCACGAGACUUGCAGAUGAGAAGCUGCCAGCGUUGUCAACUUCUCUUUCUCAACCGGAGAAGAAGACGAAUGACAAAUCACCGUUUGCCAUACCGACUGGAAGUCAAGUCAUUGUUCUGAGCUCUAGCCCAGGCUCCAGUAAUGGCGUGCCAGAUGAGACUAAUGAACCGGAAGAUGGGAGACCCAGUCCUGCGAAGGGAAAGAGAAAGCUACCUACUGGUCCUGGGUGGGUUUGGAAAGGCACCCCGGAUGAGAGAGAUGGGUCGAACGGCAAGAGAAAAGAGAGGGCGACACCUUCAUCGAGAGCCAGUCGGCGAGGACGAUCAGAAGCUAAAGGAGAGCCGCUAUCGCAUACGCCGCUUGUCAGCGCUGUGAGCAAAUACAGAGGGCGAAAGGGGCGGUAG